AUGGGCAAAAAAUGGUCGGAAUUUCUUGCGGGUGCUGGUCUUUUCAUCUUUAAUGGUGUGGAUUUGAUCGCAGGAAUCUCUCUCUCCAUUUACAGCCUUUAUAUUGGUAUUCAUCACUAUGCUCCUGUCUGUUUUUAUGUGCCUUUGUUUACACUUGGCAGCAUUCUCAUAGUUGCAUCACUUAUGAGCGGCUGUGGAGUAGCAUUUCAAAACUGUUCCGUCUGUAUGACCGUGUCUUCCAAUGUACUGGGAUGGAUUUCUUUGGCUGAAUUGGGGCUGGCUAUCGUCAUUUUGACGCAAGGAAGAACCAUCGACAAGUUCCUACACGAACACAAAAACGAACUCAAGCUCAGUGGAGAUCAAUUGGCUCAAUUCGAGCGUCAUAAGUUUUAUCCGGCCUAUGCAUUGUUGGUGUUGUGUUUGAUGGAAGCUUUGCGUCAACGUUACAGUAUUACACUGCAUCAUGCGCGGCUUCGACGCCAGUACCAGUACGAGAUGCUGAGUUGA
Molecule: messenger RNA, 507 nt
Organism: Peronospora farinosa
Lineage: Eukaryota; Oomycota; Peronosporomycetes; Peronosporales; Peronosporaceae
Source: the annotation of a GenBank genome assembly